CAACACUACCUACGUGAUGUUUGUUUGUUUUGUUUUGUUGGGUUGGGUUUGGCCGGGCCGGGUUCAGCUGCAUUGAUUUCUCCUUGUACCUACAUAAAUUUAUUCAUACAGUGCAUCGAUCGAUCGUGCCUGCAUCCACAGUGCAUGCGCGUCAGUUGCAUUGUAGUGCUUUCCCGGGCUGGGCAGGUGUAAUUGAUUCAAUAAAUUUGUCUUCACUCCAAGAAAAAAGGAAUCGUAAUAAUGGCUAGAAACUUAAAGAAUGACCUCGAGGAUUUAGUAGAUCCACUGUCAAUUCUGAGGCACAAGCUGACUGUUUCCCCAGACAGUGUGGGUUCUUCACACUGGAUAGAAGUCACUCACGUGAACAACCCUAACAGCUUUUAUGUUCGUCAAACAGCAUACGACGAAUACCUUGAUGAUCUGCAAGCUGCAGGCGCUAAAGCUGAUAAAAAAGAUUUAUUUUUGGGCAAUGUACUUAUUUUCGAUUCUAAAACACAGGAAGAUUACAUACGCGGCCAAAUUAUUUUUAUUGACGAAGAAAAUACAGAUCUUACUGUGGAAAUGUUUGCCAUGGAUUAUGGCUUUAUUGAAAGGGAGGUACCACCAAAGAAAAUUUAUAAGCCCAAGAAUACUAAUAGCAUCCCAUCACUUGUCAAACAUUGCCAAUUGGAACUUUGUAAACCAAUUGGCGGCAUAUGGAAAGAGGAUGCAAUAGAUGCAAUGAAAUUUUAUGUGGGAGAUGAGCGCACCAAAAUCAUUGUGCGUGACAAAACAGACGACUUGCUGACCGUGACCAUGUUCAAUUCAUGCCCCGAGGAUAUAUCCACAAUGUUAGCAUUGAUGGGUUAUUCCACUUUUGGCUACGAUGGGAGUUCUAUCAAUAGGUUCUCUGCCGCACCAGCACCUAAACAAGCCUACUAUUUGUACACGGAGCUUCAAGAAGAUGAUAUUAUUAAAGUCCGGGUGCAGAGCGGAAAGGAUUUGAAAGAAUUCUAUGUUGCAGACAUAAACAACUUCAAGAAAUAUGUUGAAGAGCGGGAGAAUAUUGCCUAUUUUGCUGCAAAAGCCGAUCCGAUGAAGCCUGAAGAUAUACUUGAAGGAAAACCAGUAUGUGUUCAGACAACUAAGCGAUUCAAAUAUGAACGAGCUUUGGUAAAAAAAAUUACUGUUCCAGAUAGUAAGGCGCUGGUGCAAUUAGUUGAUUGGGGAGAUUUGAUCGAAGUCCCGUUUGAUUCCAUCAAGCCAAUGCGGGAAUCAUUCCUCCUUUUGCCCGCAGUUGCUAUUUACUGUACAGCUGUGGAGAAACAACUUUCUGAUAAUGCCCUUCAUAAAUUUUUGUACCCGGGGUAUUGCUUUGGCAUAACAGUUAAAACUGUUGGCGAUUCAUUCACAACUCCACAUGUCGUGAGCAUAACUGACUUAAAGAAGACAAAGAAACCUCGUUAAGUUGACAAAUAUGUUUGUCUAUUAAGUACGGGUUAAUUUUCUCUUUGUUAAUGUCACUAUUAGUUUUGGAUUGAGACUUUGACUGAUUGAUCCCUGUGAACUCGAAGUAUGAUUUUAUUAAGGGACGGAGUGAUAGGUAAUGGUGCGAGAAUUCUGAAUUCUAAAUUACUGAAAUUACAUUAAGUUAGUAAAUCUAAUUUGAUAGCUGUAUUCAUUAUGAUGACUGAUUCUGAUUCAUAUUUUGGUACAAUUCCUCUUUUGAUGUCUUUUACAUAUUGAAAUUCAUGAAACUUGUAAGAUUUGCAUAUCCACUAUUUAAAGAAAACUAUAAUUACUUUUAAAAAUAAAUGUUAUACAUUUUUGAAGAUUAUAACCUUUAGUAAUAGAUAUUUCGGCUAAUGUCAAUUUGGAUUCUGUCCUAAGUUCAGUACCUGGCUGUAUAUAAUUUCAAUUAAUAUACAAAAAAUAAUAUUAUUUUUAUUAUAAUAUGGAAUAGUGGUAAGGAUUUUUUUUUGUAAGGUUUAGUUAAUUCAAUGCAUUUAUUAACAAUUCAAUGGUUAAUGUUUAAGUCUGAUUGUUACUGCCCAACUUUGAGGAGUUUUAACAUAAUCUUUCAUAGGAAUAGUAAAAAAAAAAAACUAAAAAAUAAAAAAGCAAAAAAAAAAGUUAUUAACCAAGUUAUUAACUACAUGGUAUUCAUUAAUGUGUCUUUAUCUUUUCCCACAUUAUAGUUGGUGGGCUCUACUAGUAAAUAUACAGGUUAGGACAGGUUGUCCUUGGUUUAAAGUUGGAUGGAUAUACCACUUUUUAUCAAUUUAAUACAUGGUGUUAACAUCCAAUUCGCCAAAGGGGAUAGGGUACAGUUAGAUUUUAAAGAUUUUCAAUUUUCAUCAAGAUUAGAUGUAUGAAUCUAUUAGGUAUAUUCAUAUAAUAGGUAAACAUAUUGGUGUCUAUAAUCGCAUUUAUCUAAUGGAAAUCUUUCCCAAUUUAAAAGCAAGUACAUUUUUGACUUAAAUUAUAUUCAGUAUACUUAUGACAUGAUGUAUGACAUGAUGUUAUGUUAUAAAUGUUUCGUUAUAUUCAUUUAAUUUCGUUAUAUUUAAAUCUAUAUUAUGUUAUUGGCGUGUGUAGUAAGUUUGGGGUGCUAUUAUGUGAUACAUGACGUGAGUAAAUGAUUUCCGUAUAGGAAUUUGGAUGUCAUCCUGGCUUGGUGAGAUUGUUUAAGGCUGUAAGCGAACGAAGUGAAAAGUAGGGUAGUUUCGUUUUAAACGUGGUACAAAAAUAAUGCCAACAAUUUUAGUAAUUUAAUUUAAGUAAUCUGCUAAUAUUCCUCUGUUGUCACUUUAAGAUUAUUUAUAAUUAUUAUUUUUUCAGUUUAUGGGAACUGUAUACAAAAUAUUAUUUAUUUAGAUUGGUAUGAAGUUAUUAUUAUACCUACGUGUCUAUUUAAUUAGAAUUAGGCAUGUAUUAAUCAUCGUUAAUUAAUCAAUAUCCAUGUAUUCAAUAAGCAAAAUAAAUAUGAUUUUUUUUC
This is a messenger RNA of Amyelois transitella, 2977 nucleotides long. RefSeq lists its product as uncharacterized. The transcript has 2 exons. Bases 241 to 1446 code for a protein of 401 amino acids. NCBI's taxonomy places the organism in Eukaryota, Metazoa, Arthropoda, Insecta, Lepidoptera, Pyralidae. The record is from RefSeq and is a predicted model, not a curated record.